AUGCCUUCCCGCGAAUCCGUCAGCUACUUUGGCGCCGGCCCCGCCCCCCUGCCCACGGCAGUCCUAGAAAAGGCCUCUCAAGUGCUGCUCAACUACAACGACUGCGGCAUUGGCAUCACAGAAAUCUCGCACCGCUCCGCCGACGCAGAAAACAUUCUCAAAGACACAAAGUCAGCAUUGGCCCAAUUGCUCGACAUUCCUACUCAAGAAGGCCCUGAUGGCUACAAGAUCAUUUUCCUGCAGGGCGGUGGUUCCGGCGAGUUCAGUGCUUCGGUGUACCACAUGACUGCUUUGUGGGUGGAAAAGAGAAGGCUGGAGAUUGUGAAAGAGCUGGGAAGUGAGGAUGACACAAAGGUCUUUGAGGCGCUGAGGAAGGCUGUGGAUGAGGAGUUCAAGUUGGACUACUUGGUCACUGGCAGUUGGUCAUUGAAGGCCAGUCAAGAAGCCGCCAGACUGGUUGGCGCAAACCACGUCAACGUCGCCAUCGACUCUCGCAAAUCAAACAAUGGCAAAUUCGGCACUAUCCCUGACGAGUCGAAAUGGUCAUUGACUCCCAACCCUGCCCACAGCGGUAUGGUAUACUUCUGCGACAACGAGACCGUCGAUGGAGUCGAAUUCCCAGCUUUCCCCAAGGUCGACGCAGACGAGUACAACAUCAUCGCCGACAUGUCCUCAAACUUCCUCAGCCGCAAGGUGGACGUCAAGAAAUACGCUGCUAUCUUCGGUGGUGCCCAAAAGAACGUCGGAACCACAGGCAUCACCAUUGCCAUCAUCAAAAACUCGCUGCUCACUCAACUCGCAAAACCAGACUUGUUGCGCAAGUUGAACCUGCCUGUCGGUCCUGUGGUCUUGGAUUGGCCCACCAUUGCCAAGAACAACUCCCUCUACAACACCCUCCCUAUCUUUGACGUCUGGAUCGCCGGCCAAGUAAUGCAAUCCCUGCUCUCCAAAGCCACCUCUUCCUCUGGACCCAAGAUCGCCACCCAGCAAGCAGAGUCAGAACACAAAGCUGCCCUCCUCUACGGUGUGCUGGACAAAUACUCUGUCUUCAACGUCGUGCCCGACAAGUCUGUGCGUAGCAAAAUGAACAUUUGCUUCCGCAUUGGAGGCGAGAGCGAUAGAGAUGACAAGGAGAAGAAGUUUUUGGCUGGUGCGAAUGAGAGGUUGUUGAUGGGAUGCAAGGGACACCGCAGCGUGGGUGGUUGCAGAAUCAGCAAUUACAAUGCUGUCAGUGUGGAAAAGGUCGAGAAGCUUGCAAAGUGGUUGGAAGAGUUUGCUCAGCAGCAGCAAUGA
Messenger RNA from Aureobasidium namibiae CBS 147.97, 1293 nucleotides. Its product is annotated as phosphoserine aminotransferase. The coding region runs from base 1 to 1293 and encodes 430 amino acids. Gene Ontology annotation, cellular component: cytoplasm. Gene Ontology annotation, biological process: L-serine biosynthetic process. Gene Ontology annotation, molecular function: pyridoxal phosphate binding; O-phospho-L-serine:2-oxoglutarate transaminase activity. The record is from RefSeq and is a predicted model, not a curated record. Lineage: Eukaryota; Fungi; Ascomycota; Dothideomycetes; Dothideales; Saccotheciaceae. The transcript has a single exon.